This is a messenger RNA of Ailuropoda melanoleuca (giant panda), 3545 nucleotides long. It is a transcript of the gene CRACDL, whose product is annotated as CRACD like. The record is from RefSeq and is a predicted model, not a curated record. Lineage: Eukaryota; Metazoa; Chordata; Mammalia; Carnivora; Ursidae.
GGGCCUCAGCGUUCCCGCGCGGGUGGCGGAGUGGUUUCGGGCGGGGGCCGCCGCGCGCGCGCGCGCCCACGGCAGACGUCUCCUCCGCGCCCUGAGGACGGUGUCCCUCCUGCGCGUCGCUGAGUCUGGGCCACGCUCCUGCGCCAGUGAGCUGGACAUGAUUUCCACAAGGGUGAUGGACAUUAAGCUUCGGGAAGCUGCAGAAGGCCUUGGGGAGGACAGCACAGGAAAGAAAAAGUCCAAGUUCAAGACGUUUAAGAAGUUCUUUGGGAAAAAGAAGAGAAAGGAAUCGCCGUCUUCCACAGGAAAUAGCACCUGGAAACAAAGUCAGGCGAAGAGUGAGGUGAUUGCCAUCGAGUCGGGGCCAGUGGGCUAUGACUCAGAGGAUGAGCUCGAGGAGUCGAGGGGUGCGCUGGGCAGCCGGGCCCUGUCACACGACAGUAUUUUCAUUCCUGAGUCGGGACAGGACCCUCCUCGGCCUGUGCGGGUGUUUUCCCAAGAAAAUGUGUGUGACCGGAUUAAAGCCCUGCAGCUAAAAAUACAGUGUAAUGUGAAAAUGGGGCCACCACCUCCUCUGGGGGGCCUUCCUGCCAAACGGGGAGAUGACGCCGGCAUGAGUUCUGAGGACGACGGUCUGCCCAGGAGCCCCCCAGAGAUGUCCCUGCUGCCCGACAUCGGUCCAGGCACAACCAUAAAGAUCUCUCUAGUUUCCUCAUCCCGGCCACAGUCUCCAGACCAGCUCUUCUCCAGGCACGCGAGCGAUGCCAGCGUCUGCCCCCGCACCUCAGACAGCAGUGCGGCACCCGUGGCUGAUUUCGAUUACCCUCCAGAAUCCUCCUCCUGCCUGGACAACUCUGCAGCGAAACACAAGCUCCUGGUUAAGCCUCGCAACCAGCGGUCCAGCAAGAUGAGGCGGCUGUCCUCGCGAGCACAGUCCGAAUCCCUUAGUGAUCUGACGUGUACCCCAGAGGAAGAGGAAUACGAUGAGAAGUCAUUACCCAGAGUCAGCACAGAAGAGAGCCCCAGUUCCGCACAGCAGAAUGUGGUACUGGACAGAAGCCCCGAGCCCGGGGGGCCAGCGACCAUGCUGCAACCUGGGGGGCUGCGAGCUAGGCGGGCGCGCCUGCAGCACUGCCCGGCACUCAGUGCCAGCGCCGAGGAGGAGGAGGAGAGCUUCCUCGGGGAUAACCCUUCAAGCCGCCCGGCCACCCCCGAGGUCACUGAGCCCGUGUCAGGCUCGGAGUCCCUAUCUCUGCCAGAAGGUUCCCUGCACCAUAAUCCCGACAGCGACAACCAGAGAGAGGAAGUGUCCCUGGAAAGCACCUGUGCCCCAGCCAGGGAAACAGCUGAUGAGGUGGUUUGCGCCUCUGGAGACGUGGAGAUUCGGUUAUCUCCCUCCAUCCCUGAGGAGGACACGACACCUCCCGAGACUGACCCUGCCACCACCUCGGAGUCUCCCCCUGGUCCAGAGGGGGCAGACCAAAGUGUCCAGAAGGAGGUAGAGCUGACGCUGGAAGUGCCUGCCCGUGCCCGAGCCCGAGCCCGAGCCCGAGGGAGCAGGGAAGAGAUCUCCCGAGGCCCCCGCCCCAAGCCCCCCAGCCCCCAAGAGCUGCUUGAAGCACAAGGCCCCGGCGGUGCCGAGCCGGCUGAGCCCCCGCAGGGCGGACCCGAGAGGCUGGCGCCGGAGCGGAAGGUGGAGCGGGGAGGCAGCGAGCUGCGGGCCGUGAAGUUCUCCGUGUCGUCGGGCCGUGCGUGGGCGCGCUCUGGCAGCGCCCGAGUGCUCGAGCCCUCCGGCCCCGCGGGGCCCUCGGCCGGCCGCCUGCCGCUUCUGAAGAGCAGCCUGGUCUGGAGGAGCGAGGCGGCGCUCGACGACCUGCGGGCGCCUCCCGAGCCCCACGGCGGGAAACCCGCGACGGCCGGCGGCGGCUCUCGAGACUCCGGGGACACGGCGGCCGGGCCGGGCCGGACCCCCCGGGAUGCCCCAGGAGACCCCUGCCCGGCCGCCCGCGAGCCGCCCUCGGGGGAGGACCGAGACCCCUUUCCCGUCAAGCUGCGCUCCACCUCUCUGUCCUUCAAGCACAGGGAGGCGUCCUCGGCGGACGUCAGAGGGAUAAAGAGAUACAGCGCUGAAAUCCGGUUAGAAAAGGGGGGGCUGGCUUUGCUCCCCAAAGACGAGAAAUGUCCAGUCGCGAAGGCCCCCUCCCCUCGAGGGGCACGGUCCCCGCACGAGCAGGGCAAGGGCAAGACGCGGUCGUCGGAGCCGCUCAGCGCCAAGCCUCCCCUGCCCAGGAAGCCGCUGCUGCAGAGUCGCCCCCUGCCGCCCCCCGACACCGGUCCCGGGGAGCUGACGAAGGCCGCGCCGCCCUCGGAGCCCAGACGCGAGAGCCGGAUGGCCGAGACGCGGUCGCCGCACCGGGCAGCUGAGAAGGGUCCGCCUGCUGCAGCCGAAGGCCAGCCUGCACCACCCUGGAUCACCAUCACUCGGCAGAAGCGACGAGGGACCUCGGACCAGCCCCCAAACCAGGAAGACAAGCCCAGGGCUCGCACCGUGAAGUCUGAAAUAGGAAAGCAAGCCAAGGCACCCGAGAGAGCCCAGGAGCCCGUAAAGCAAGCCGACUUCGUCCGCAGCAAGUCUUUCCUGGUGGCUCCUGCCAAGCCCACUGUGGACCGGAGGCAGGGGACCAAGCUCUGCCUCCAGGAGGGGCUGCAAAGAGGAAUCUCGUUGUCCCAUCAGAACUUGGCUCAGUCUGCAGUGAUGACAGAGAAAGAAUUGCAUCAGCUGAAGAGAGCCAGUUAUGCCAGUGUAGAUCAGCCAUCCUGGAUGGAACUCGCCAGAAAGAAAUCUCAAGCUUGGAGUGACAUGCCCCAAAUUAUAAAAUAGGCUGACAGCCUGCUGCUACAGAAUGUCCACUACCUUGACGGGUCACUGAGUCAGAAACGGCCAGUAAAUCAAGGCAAACAAACUGUGAAACUGAAGCGUGAUUUUAUCAUCAUGUUAGGGGAGAGGAAGGAACCAGGCCAACAAAGACAGACACACAGCCACAAUCCUGGGCCAGAGGUGCCCUAAAACAAGAACACCAUUGAAAAGGGCCAGGAACAAGGCCCUGUGCCCAAAGGUAUGAAUGUGAGUCUUUGAGAAUUGCCUUGAUAAAGAGGGCUCGGACAGUAAGAGAGUGGAAGUGAACCAUGAGCCUAAGUGAGAAGCGCCUGCAAGGUCAGCAGAGAAGGUCUUCGGGGAGAACGUGUGUCUGUGCUUCCACCCGAGAUCAACCCAUGUCUCUGGUUCUCGUCUUGCCUGUGGAUCCCGUCUUCUCCUUUCAUGUUUACUCUUAGGCAUGACAUUUUUGGUAAAACAGGGAUGCCGUUUCCAAGAGCAGCUAUAAAACCGUCUUCCUGAAGAUAGUCACUCUGAGAAGGAGUGGAAGGAGCAUAGCCGGGUUCAUCAAUUUACAGACUGUUUCCAAAAAUAAUUUUUAAACUUUUCCACAAGGCAUCUGUGUCCUUGACCAUUGCACAAUGCAUUGUCUGUUCAAUAAAAGGUUUCA